AUGGUAGGCCAGGGCAAAGGUGGAGGUAUGAACAAGGAGAGUGGCAAAAAAAUAACCCAACGUGGUGGGACAGGCAGCGGCGAGCAUGGGUGUGUGAAGAAAGCCCUUCGGUCGUGUACGCGAUGCCGAAGGAACAAGAUUAAGUGCGAUUCUAUGGCGACACGGCCGCAUGCGUGCACAAAUUGUGCGAGAAAAGGUGCAGAGUGCCACAUAGAUUAUGUUACGCCGCCGCAGAGGUCCAAAGAGAUGAAGUAUCUGUUCGAGAACGUGAGGUAUGUGGAGAAGAAGAUCGGCGGAUUGGAGGAUAUGUACGUGGAUAUUCUCGGGAAGAAUGGGCUAGAGAUGGCCUGCGAUGAUGAAAUACGGUGUCCGACGCGGAUCCUGAAAUUGAAUGGCGGGUUUGUUGUGUUUUGCGUUGACAUCGAGAAGGACGUGUUCUCUGUCAAUAACAUGAAGAUGAGCGCGAUGCAGGUUGAAAAAUCGUUCAUGAAUUUUAGAAAUAUGCUAACUUUUCUGCUGGAAAUAUACUUUAAGUGGGAGAAUGUUGAUCAGAUGACGUUUGACAGGGCAGUGAUGUAUGUGCGUGAGUUGACGGUUGAGAACUUGAUGGAGAGAAAUGAGCUUCUCCUGUUGCUUUGCGUCCUAAAUUUUUAUUUUGACAUUCCUAACAUCAAUUAUCUUGAUAAUUUUAAUUAUGUUAUUGAGAGUUACUGUAGAAAUGCUUCGUGUGGCGCAGAAGGAGACCUGAAUGUUGAUGAGGAUGUGCUAAGCAAGGAUUUGUUGGCUAAAUUGAUUGUUGGAAACGUAAGUAAUGGGAGUGUUCAAUUUCACAGUGAACUAUUUAUUAAAAAUUUCACCAUGUAUUUGUUUGUACAUAUUGUAUUGUAUGGACCGGAGUUUUUCAUGGAUUGCUUUAUGGAGAAGUAUAUUGGAACGUUGGAAUCGGUAAGGAAAAAAAUCAAUUUUGACAAAAACUGGGAAGUUAAAUGGGUCAAUUUCUACAUAAGAUUGUUCAAUUUGAUUGAGUGUAAAGUGUGUCCUGAAACUGAGGAAAUCGAAGAUAUUUUGUCGCAGAUUGAGAAAGAAAAGGAAAGCUAUGGUUCUUUGGAAUGCGCCAUAUCUUUAAUUAAGCUUGACCAAUAUAUAGUGGGUAUGAAGAUUAUUGAAACUAAGGAUAGGAUUUUUAAAGGCCUGUUGUUUGUUUUUGAAAAACUGGCGAAAGAUCUUGAUUUUUUAAUUGGAAGAAAUGAUUCUGAAGUAGAGGGUGAGCGAAUUUGUUUCAUUCAGAUGUUUUUUCAUCAAUUAUUUUCCUUGAAUGAGAUUUUAUGUGUUAACAGUUGUAAAAUUGAUUUAAAAUGCCCAUUUGUGUUCAAUGGCUUCAACUAUGAAAAUAGUAACCUCUACGAAAUACAGAGAAAAUCAAAUUAUGUUGGAAAGGUACUGGUUAGUGAAAAGGGGAUUUUUUCAAUGAUGGAAUAUUUAGGUUUGGGUAUAUCCAAGCAUAGUUCAAAUAUUGAUGAGGAAACGAGUAUUGUUAAUAUUGUUGAGCAAGAUCUCAAGAAUUAUGGUCUCGGACAUAAUUCAUCGCUGAAUAUCCUUAAGUCUUCAUGUCGAUUAAUAUGGGAUCUGUAUGAAAAAGUGGUGUUUUGGGAUAUGUUCGAUAAAGUGUUUGUUCAUUGUCCUUUUGCAUGGAAUGCUAAAGUGUUAUUAAGAUAUAAUGGCUUAUCAUGUGAAUGUGAGGAUGAUAGAUCUAAAGGUAGAAGUGUUAUUAGAGGGAAAGAAAUGAAAGGAAAAGAUUUUGAACAUAGUAAUGUAAAAUCUAGAAGCUGUAAGAAUGGUGUGGUUAAGUAUAAGGUAGAGAAUGACUGUUCCUUUGUAGAAGAAAGUGGUAGCGAGGGUGGCGAGAAUUUCACAUAUUUUAAAGAGGCAAGGAAUUUUGUAAACGUACCGGGAAUACCUGAAAAGAUUGAAGAUCAAUUAAGGGGUGGUAUAAAUCAGAUUCUUAAAGAUGUUGACUGGGUUAAGGAAAGCGCGGACGACGUGUUGAGAAAAAUACACGGAGUUAUAAAUUAA
Zygotorulaspora mrakii is the source of this 2073-nucleotide messenger RNA. Its product is annotated as Zn(II)2Cys6 transcription factor domain-containing protein. Gene Ontology annotation, molecular function: zinc ion binding; DNA-binding transcription factor activity, RNA polymerase II-specific. NCBI's taxonomy places the organism in Eukaryota, Fungi, Ascomycota, Saccharomycetes, Saccharomycetales, Saccharomycetaceae. The record is from RefSeq and is a predicted model, not a curated record. Bases 1 to 2073 code for a protein of 690 amino acids. The transcript has a single exon. Gene Ontology annotation, biological process: regulation of DNA-templated transcription.